AUGGAGAACUAUUCCUCCACCAAGAAACUUAUCAACUUCAGAGGAACUGAAGGAGAAGACUUUGAAUAUUUCAUCGAAUCUCUGUAUGAAUACUUCGGUAUAAGAAACAUUACAGUAGAAAAGCAAAAAAUAUUCCACUUAAAAUCCCUUUUACUUGGCCAAGCAAAGAUCACCUUCAACCACUUCUUCACCAUGGACUUAGAAACAGGAAGCUACGCCGAAAACUUCGUAGAUAUGAUCAAAAUACUACAGGAGAAAUAUGUAAACUCUGGUAACCUCACCGUUAAGCACUAUGACCAAGAGAAUCUCCAAAGGGAAUUUGAUGCCAGACUGGUAGAAGCAGCCAGAAUAGCUGGUAUUACAGACUGCAAGAUGGUAGAGCCAAGAUUCAUCAUGGGGAUGCACCCAGAGGUAUAUGAACAUUGUGUGUCACUUGGAGCUCAAACCCAUGCCGAAUAUUUGAAAUAUGCAGAAGGCUAUUACAACGCUUUCGACGCGCCAUAUCUCCCUCGCUAUAACCAACCACCUAACAAUGAACAAGCAAACAUUCCUGAUACAAAAACCUCUAGCACUACCGAAGCUAGCCCGAAUCCUACUCCUGCCAAAGAACCUACCUCCUCGCUAUCUCCAGAAGAGCUAUUAAAGGCUAUAAGGACUAUGAUCAAAGAAGAGAUAGGAAAGAACAAUAAGAAGGAGGCCGCCCAAAAUACGAAGCACGAAGAGAAAAACUCAUCUCACAACUCCAGUAACCCUAACUACAAGGGAAAGCACUAUAAUCCUAACUACCAACCCCAAUCACAAGGCUAUGUUAACAAUAACUAUCACCAUCAUGGAGGUAAUACCCAGGGACCUCAAUCAUCCAAUCAACCAACAACAGGCAAUAACUAUGGACAACCUAAUUAUGUCCCAACAUAUCAUCGAAGCAUUCCCCACCUGAAUAACUAUAGACCAAACAAUCACGCUAAUCCCCCUAGAAAUGGUACAUACCAACAACCAGCCACCUUACCGCCCUCUACAAACCAUCCAGUGGUCCAAGCCCAAAGCUUCAAUACUAUAACAACUGAAGUGAUUGAUGCUCCGGUAUUGAUUGAAGGCCAUUACUACUAUCCGAAGCGCCCAACUGACCAAUUCUUACCCGAAUACGCUGAAGAGUCAAAAAACUGCAACGGCCAAUUUCGUACUCCUGCCACUGGACCCUAUCUCGAACAGGAAUACGCAGAACACAAAAACAACCGCAACAAAGAACCUGACCCAAUCAAGUUACCAGAAGUACUGACCAAGCCGCCACCACCAAAAAGUACGCAAGAACCUAUGGAAGUCGAUGAACAUCCCCCUCGCAAAACGGUACAUUCGAUUAACACUCGAAUCAAAGAAGUGAAAUACGACGCAGCAGAGGACUUGUUACAAAGACAACCUAAAAUCACAUUCGAACAACUACUCUAUCUGAUUCCAUCAUUAAAGAAGACAGUCAGGGAAGGAAUCCGAAAGGUGUCCAAAUUUAAUAUAGCCAGCACACUGCAAACCAAAGAAUUAAACCUUGUCGCCACCAUGGAUCUCGAUGGUACUGAUAACACCGCUGCCUUCACUCAAAUAAAGAUCAACAACAAAGUGAUUCAGCACAGCUUAGUUGACUGUGGAGCAUGCCGAACAAUCAUGUCGCAGGAAGCAAUGGAACAACUAGGACUGGAAAUUGAUGCUAGCUCUUCAACGAUAUUCACCCUCGGUAAUAAGACUAAGCAGGCCUCGCUGGGAUUGAUUUACGAUGUACCAGUAACCUUAAAUAACGUAACCAUACCUAUCACUAUGGAAGUCAUCCCCAAUUCGCCAUCUCUUGUGUGUCGUGAUCGAGGCUAUAUACUUAAUAUAUGACUCUAUCUACACUUCUUAAAUCUUCCAUUUGAUAAUCCUAAAUAUAAUUCUUAUUGGUACUUUAUAUUAAAUACUGAUCAUUUACUUUAUGUACAGUCUUGAUCUCAUAUCAUCCUUCAUACAAGUAUAAGGCAUACAUUUAAAUAAUAACAUAAUAUGAAAACAUAUGAAGGUUACAUCAGCCAC
Messenger RNA from Mucor mucedo, 2055 nucleotides. RefSeq lists its product as uncharacterized. The coding region runs from base 1 to 1869 and encodes 622 amino acids. NCBI's taxonomy places the organism in Eukaryota, Fungi, Mucoromycota, Mucoromycetes, Mucorales, Mucoraceae. The record is from RefSeq and is a predicted model, not a curated record. The transcript is spliced from 3 exons.